UUCAACCGCAACUGUCAAAAAUAUUUUUUCUCUGUGCCCAAAAAAAGCGGCAAAAGUAUCAACGUUUAAAUGAAUUAAAUAAUGUUGCUAUUAUAAAAUAAAUACUGUAAUAAAUAAGGAUGUGGAAGUAAAAUUAGUUCGAGUUUAAAAUUAGAAAUAUAAGUAAAUAAAUUGUACAAUAAAUAGAUAUGUAUUUAUAGCUGUUAUUAAAAAAUAAAUUAAAAUGGCCGCUGAAAGGCUGCUGUGGCUGGCGACUGCAUUGCUUCGUCUCUGGUUAGGUGCUGGGGAUUUGUGUUAUGCACAGUCAACGCUUCUGUCCUUCCAAGAUCUUCUACCAGAUGACCCUCGGUUGUACGACAAAAUGCGACCGCCAAAAAAGGAUGAUCAGCCCACUAUAGUUAACUUUCAUGUAACUGUCAUGGGAUUAGAUUCUAUUGAUGAAAAUUCUAUGACGUACGCAGCCGACAUAUUUUUUGCCCAAACGUGGAAGGACUUUCGCCUACGACUGCCAGAGAAUAUGACUACGGAAUACAGGUUACUAGAAGUAGACUGGCUGAAACACAUGUGGCGACCAGACUCUUUCUUCAAGAACGCGAAGUCUGUCACCUUCCAGACGAUGACCAUACCAAAUCAUUACGUCUGGUUGUAUAAGGACAAAACUAUAUUAUACAUGGUGAAGUUAACUCUGAAACUGUCGUGUGCUAUGAACUUUUUGAUCUACCCGCAUGAUACGCAAGAAUGUAAGCUGCAAAUGGAAAGCUUAUCCCACACGACAGACGACAUGAUCUUCCAAUGGGACCCUGAAGUGCCCCUGGUGGUAGACGAGAACAUAGAACUGCCCCAACUUGAACUGGUGAACAAUCGAACGGCUGAUUGCACGCAAGUUUAUUCUACUGGUAAUUUCACGUGCCUUGAAGUGAUAUUCAAACUGAAGAGACGUCUUGGCUAUCACCUCUUCAACACCUAUAUACCGACCUGCCUUAUUGUUAUAAUGUCUUGGGUAUCAUUCUGGAUCAAGCCAGACGCUGCGCCCGCGCGCGUCACGCUCGGCGUGACGUCACUGCUCACGCUAUCGACGCAGCACGGCAAAGUACAGUCGCAACUACCACCUGUAUCGUAUUUGAAAGCUGUUGACGCAUUUAUGUCUGUUUGUACCGUAUUCGUGUUCAUGGCGCUCAUGGAAUAUUGUUUAGUUAAUAUUAUACUAGAUGAUGGUGGACGGAAACCAAAGGAACCAGCUGAAGCAGCCAAAGCAAAACUCCGCGCGAUCAACAUUGACAGAUUUUCCCGCGUUUUCUUCCCUUUACUAUUUUCAGUCCUUAACGCCAUCUAUUGGAUACAAUUCGCACAGUACAUAUGAUUAGAUUAAUUAUUGGAAAAGCUAUGAUUUUCCAAUUGUUCAAUAAUGAAGUGGUACAAAGUGGGUUCAAAUAUUAAAGAAUACGUUUUUUUUAUUAGUUCACACUAGACGCGCGCAAAUCGUGCCACAGAUAAUGUCAAUUGUCAAAUCUUUGUCAAAUUAUUGGUCACAGAUAAUUAAAUAUAUAACCACAAAUAAUAAGUUUCAUCAUUCGUUUCGACAUAAUAUUAUUUAAGUGUAGAUUGAAUUGUGAUUGAAAGUGCAUUUAUUAAUAUUUAUGAUGACAUUAAAAUUAUGGAACAUGAAUUAAAUAAUGCACUCGUUAGCGUUGUUUCUACUCACAUUAAUUUUUAAGGUAGUAAUAUCGAAUUAUGUAUGGCAACCAGCAACAUGCAAAAAUUAAAUUAAAAUUUAGGUUGUAAUUUAUUUAGAUAGGGUUAAAAAGAAUGCAAUUAAUUACGCUAUCUUUGCAGAAUCCUACUUUAAUUUUAUUAUCUUAUUAAUAUGUUGCCAGUAUGAUUACUUAUAAUUUAUAUGUAAAUACAGGACAAAAAAAAUAGAUCUAGAACAAAAAAUGCUUGUUUGAAUUAAAGUCUAGGAAUAUAAAAAACUGCAAUAAAAAGUAUAUUUAAUAAGCUCGGUUCUUUUCAAGUAGGUACGGUCUACCUACAUGUGAAGAAAAAUAUGUUUUUAUAAAAAAAUAAUGAUUAAAAUAAGUAGGUAAAUAAUAAAAAUGAUUCCUUCUUGUUGUAGUUAUUAAACUCGUGUUCUUCUUUCUAGCUGUAGUUUU
Colias croceus (clouded yellow) is the source of this 2150-nucleotide messenger RNA. Its product is annotated as glycine receptor subunit alpha-2-like. The record is from RefSeq and is a predicted model, not a curated record. NCBI's taxonomy places the organism in Eukaryota, Metazoa, Arthropoda, Insecta, Lepidoptera, Pieridae. The transcript has 9 exons. The coding region runs from base 224 to 1360 and encodes 378 amino acids. Gene Ontology annotation, molecular function: transmembrane signaling receptor activity; neurotransmitter receptor activity; chloride channel activity. Gene Ontology annotation, cellular component: synapse; membrane; neuron projection. Gene Ontology annotation, biological process: chloride transmembrane transport; signal transduction; chemical synaptic transmission.